CUGCUGAAUUAACAUUCAAUAUUGUUACUCUCGGAGCUAAGCCUGAUGAAAAGUCCGAUGCCUCGCCUGUGCUUCAAACGGCAUGGGCUAAGGCCUGUGACUCAUCUGAACCAGCCACUAUUUACAUUCCCGAGGGUAUAUUCUUCGUUCGAAGUGUGAGAUUUAAUGGGCCUUGUAAGAACAAUGCUAUUACUGUUCUCAUUGAUGGAACUCUUGUGGCUUCCUCGGACAUUCAAAGUCUUCAAAUAAAUGAUGGAAAGAAUGUGAACAUCAAUGGAUUAUCUUCAAUUAACAGCCAAUUGUUCAGCAUUGUAAUGAAUCGGUGCCAAAACGUGCAUAUGACAAGAGUAAAUGUCUUAGCUGCAGGCGAUAGUCCAAACACUGAUGGCAUCCAUGUGCGACAAUCAUCAGAUGUGACCAUCCUCAACUCAAACAUUGAAAACGGUGACGACUGCAUCUCCAUCGGUCCAUGGACAUCCAACAUGUGGAUUGAAAGUAUUACAUGUGGACCUAGACAUGGAAUCAGCAUUGGGAGCUUAGGGAUGACAUUCACAAGGACUCGGAAUGGAGUAAGGAUUAAGUCUUGGGGAAGACCAAGCAAUGGAUUCGCUACAAACGUUCAUUUUCAACACAUUAUUAUGAAUAAUGUGAAAAACCCAAUCAUAAUUGAUCAAAAUUACUGUCGUGGUCAAGAUUCUGGAGUUAAAGUUAGCGAAGUAACAUACGAAGACAUCAAGGGAACUUCAGCCACUGAAAUAGCAAUCAAUUUUGAUUGUAGUCCAACAAAUCAUUGCACUGGAUUAAGCUUGAUAGACAUAAAGCUAACUUACGAGAAUCACAUCACUAAAGCUUCAUGUAAAAAUGCUGAAGGAACUACCUUUGGUGUGGUUGAACCUUCUAGUUGUUUAGCAUCGGCAAACUUUUAUCCAUAUACUAUAGACCCUUUAGGAUAUUCUUAA
Messenger RNA from Cucurbita maxima (winter squash), 959 nucleotides. Its product is annotated as polygalacturonase-like. Gene Ontology annotation, molecular function: polygalacturonase activity. Gene Ontology annotation, biological process: carbohydrate metabolic process. The transcript has 4 exons. The record is from RefSeq and is a predicted model, not a curated record. The annotation marks the transcript as partial. NCBI's taxonomy places the organism in Eukaryota, Viridiplantae, Streptophyta, Magnoliopsida, Cucurbitales, Cucurbitaceae.